Cucurbita pepo subsp. pepo (vegetable marrow) is the source of this 1227-nucleotide messenger RNA. RefSeq lists its product as uncharacterized. NCBI's taxonomy places the organism in Eukaryota, Viridiplantae, Streptophyta, Magnoliopsida, Cucurbitales, Cucurbitaceae. The record is from RefSeq and is a predicted model, not a curated record.
UUAGGGUUUUUUUUCUGUUCUCUCGAUGAAUCACUCUCAUCUUCCUCCUCCUCCUCCAACCAAAGUGCAGACGGAGUGUGGGAAUUGCGGCUCUCACGGUCGGUGGAUUCUUCAUCAUGUUCGUUUACGAGGAAGACCGCCGUCGUGUUGCUCUGUGCGGCUAAGAUCGCUUCUGCUUCGAUGGGGAAGGCUGUGAUUGUUGCGCGUGCCGAUGCGGAGAGGAAAGUGCGGGAGGUGGCUGUGGCCAGGAAGAGAGCCAGAGAGGCUCUUGAGCAUGUUGGUUUUCUUUUGGCUAGAGAGAGAGCUAGGCGUAAGGAGGAGGCGUCCAUGGAGGUUUCGGGUUCCGGGAAUAUGGAGAUGAAGGACAAAGAGAGGAAUAGGAAUUUGGGUUCCAUGGUGAAAACUGAGAAUUCCCUUGAGACCCCUGCAGUGCCAACUUUGAACACUGGUACCACUUUAACUCAGAGGAGGGAGAGCUUGAAUGGGUUCGUGAGACAGAUGUCUAUGGUGAAGAACGAGGCAGCUGCUUCCGUGCAGGAAACUGCAGAGGCUGACCGUUUACAGAGUAACAACACCAUUCCUUCAAGUGAGAAGGAGAAGUCUGGAAACUUUGCUGAUAAUGGGGAUGUUGAGAAUGUGCAAAAUGAUCACAAAAUAGCCCUUUGAAGUUGUUCAUUGGUUAUAAUUCUGAAGAUGCCGAGGCAUGGUUGUAGGAGGACUGACCACAUCAUUGUGAUAUGGAUUUGAAGUAAGCAAAUUUAUUAAGCUAUUUUCGUAUUGGGUUCGACCUGGCUGUUUAGGAAUUCAUGUAGCGAGGUUAGCACAAUGCCUGUGAAUAUUUCCAGAGAUUCCUUGCUCAGAUUUGGGUCGUCUAGAGAUGAUUAUACAAAGUCUCUUUAAGUAGUAAGGGGUCCCUCCUUUGUUGCAUGCUGUAACAAAUGUUGAUUAAUUGAAGCUUUUUUAACAUUUUUCUGUGUGCCUGCCUGCCACACUGCUGAAUUCAAAUGCAUUCUUUACCUGAAACCCCCUAUCAACCAUGAUCAUCUUACACUCUUGACUUGAUUGAGAUAGCUUUAUGGCUCUAUUUUGCUUGUUUUGUCUCAAGAUUGGUGACGGUCAAAGAGAAAAUCACUGAAGGAUUGGGUUAAGUGUUGUUUUCAUUCGCUGCAUUUCUUCUGGAAUUCUGAUAUUGUAGCUGUAAUAAUAUGAUUCUUUUCUUCCUUUCUA